UCCUUAUGCCGUGGUUUCUGAUGCCUGUUUUCCAAGCCCUCUCCUUCUUCCGAAAGCCCGAAGAAAGAGACUGUUAUCAUUGCCGGUAGGCUAUCGUUUUUCCAAACUCGCUCACUCUAAUUGCAGGGGAUGUGCUACAACUGAAUGGAUACAAGCAUACAAGCAGCAUCAAGAGCGAUGUCAAAGAAAGUUGAGACGUAUAGAUGUGGCAUGGAUGAGUUUUGGAAUCGACAGAUCGGCGAAACUUAUCCCAUGGCUUUCGCCCGCCGUAUGGGCGGUUGCCAGGAUCUUAUUCACCGCCUCGAGCUUUCUGUCAAGCUGAGGAAGCAUAAGGGAUGUGUAAACACAGUUAGCUUCAAUCCUUCUGGAGAGCUGCUUGUGUCAGGUUCUGACGAUAGGGAAAUUAUAAUUUGGGACUGGGCUACUGGUAAUAAAAAACUUUCAUUCAAUUCCGGUCAUACCAAUAAUGUUUUCCAGGCCAGAAUAAUGCCUUUUACAGAUGAUCAUACUCUUGUAAGCUGUGCUGCUGAUGGCCAGGUAAGGUUUAGCGAGGUCAAAGAGGAUGGCUGUGUUGACACAAGAAAGAUUGGAAAGCAUCGUGGGCGUGCUCAUAAACUUGCCAUAGAGCCUGGAAGUCCUCACAUAUUCUUCAGUUGUGGUGAAGAUGGAGUUGUCCAACAUUUUGAUUUAAGAGCUCGCGCUGCAACAAAGCUAUUUACUUGCCAUGCUUUCCCCGCCAAAGGGUUAAAGCAUACCCCUAUUGUUCAGCUUAAUGCAAUUAUAAUAGAUCCACGUAAUCCAAACUGUUUUGCUACUGGUGGUUCUGAUGAAUAUGCUCGUCUUUAUGAUAUUCGGAAUUAUCAGUGGGAUGCAUCAAGUAAUAAAGAUAAUCCCAUCAACUCAUUCUCACCCCAUCAUCUGAUUGGAAAUGGCCACGUCCACAUAACUGGUCUGGCUUACUCUAAUCAAAGUGAGUUACUUGUGUCAUAUAAUGAUGAGCUUAUUUACUUGUUUCAAAAGGUGAUGGGCUUGGGACCAUGUCCAAAUUCUUCAUCUGAAACAUCAGAGGAAACAGAAGCACCACAAGUUUAUGAGGGACAUCGAAACUUCCGGACUGUGAAAGGUGUAAGUUUCUUGGGUUCUAAUACUGAAUAUGUAAUGAGUGGAUCUGACUGUGGUCAUAUAUUUAUUUGGAAGAAGAAAGGUGGCCAGUUGGUGCAUCUAAUGCGAGGUGACAAAGAUGUGGUUAAUUGUUUGGAACCCCAUCCCUAUAUGACUGUUCUUGCCACAAGUGGAAUUGAGAAAACCAUCAAAAUAUGGGCACCUACGGCAGAUCGUCUGCUAACACUUAAUGGUGAUGCUGAAGAGCAGGUGAUGAAAGCCAAUAAACGUAAAAGGGAGCAGUAUGCAGACCACUCAUUCCCAAGUGAUUUGAUUAAGCACAUAUUAAGAAUACAAAGAAGACGGUCUGAGCCAGAUUUUGAGAGAAGUUAUUCAAGAUCAGAUUAUGAAGGUGAAGAUGAGGAUGAUCAUGAUGAAUAUACCGUGGACUUCAUGACGGAGAGCGAUGACUCAUCUGAAGAUGGAGAUCAUCUCAGUCCUCAAGAUUGUAUUAUUAAUUAAUUGUUCAUGUUAUGGGUAGAAUGAAAAUUUUAGUAAUCAGCCAAUGAAUUUUUCUUUUUGCUUGUUUUUGAUUACUUAAGGUGAUGUGCAAGAUCCAUAAAUAACAGCACUGAAAUCUAAAGUUAUGCAAGAAUGUUUGCAUACAGUUACGCUUCUGCUGGAAGAAUCUGAUAGAUGCCCAUAAGAUAUUAACAUGUAUGAUAAAAAGUAUCUACAGAUUUCUUACUGGUGCUGUGGUAAUAUAUAUGUUCUUUAUUUUCCAUAAUUGGUAAAUGUGAAUAUUUUCUUACCCCGGUCCA
Messenger RNA from Cryptomeria japonica (Japanese cedar), 1922 nucleotides. RefSeq lists its product as uncharacterized. Gene Ontology annotation, molecular function: protein binding. Gene Ontology annotation, cellular component: cytoplasm; Cul4-RING E3 ubiquitin ligase complex. The transcript has 5 exons. Lineage: Eukaryota; Viridiplantae; Streptophyta; Pinopsida; Cupressales; Cupressaceae. The coding region runs from base 145 to 1623 and encodes 492 amino acids. The record is from RefSeq and is a predicted model, not a curated record.